UCCCAUGAUCCCAUCAAUGCCAGCGCUCCUUCUUCAAUCCCACAACUUGAGUGAGAAAAGCUAUUAUAAUCGGACCCUAUCUCCUCGGCCCGUGGGAUCCCCCUCCUCCGCCGCCCUCGGAUCAGCGCCACCGCGCCGGAAGACCGGGAUCGUGACGGGCACAUGGUGGCGGCGGCCGCGUUGCCAUGGGGAGGCGGCUCGCCGGCGUGGAUCGACGUGCCGGAGCGGAGCAAGAGUGCGUUCAUGGAGCUGAAGCGGAGGAAGGUGCACCGGUACGUGAUCUUCAAGAUCGACGACAGGAGGGAGGAGAUCGUCGUCGAGAAGACAGGCUCGCCGGGGGAGAGCUACGACGACUUCACGGCAUCGCUCCCGGCGGACGACUGCCGCUACGCCGUCUACGACCUGGAUUUCGUCAGCGACGACAACUGCAGGAAGAGCAAGAUUUUCUUCAUCUCCUGGUCUCCUACAGAUUCUCGCAUCCGUGCAAAGACCAUAUACGCGGUGUCAAGGAACCAAUUCCGCCAUGAGCUCGAUGGGGUGCACUUCGAGAUUCAAGCAACUGACCCUGACGACAUGGACCUGGAAGUUCUCAGGGGCCGUGCUAACAGGACCUGAUUGACCUCAACUUCUCUAGCCUGCUGCCUGGUAGCUUAGAAAUGCUUACCGGGCUACCGAGAUGCAGCUCGGGUGCACUGAUGUGAGGCAUGAUGUAGUAGAAUAGUAGACCGCUGAUCACACCCGAGCAUGCAAUGUUUCUCUUUUUUUCUUUCUUCUUUCUUCUUUGAGGUAGCACCUUCUGUCACUCUGUUAUGUUUUUCUAACUAGAUAAGUUCCCUCUAAUAUGAUGUGGAACCUUACAUCUAAUUAUAUAUGUAGUAUCUUUCUGCUGC
Molecule: messenger RNA, 890 nt
Organism: Setaria italica (foxtail millet)
Lineage: Eukaryota; Viridiplantae; Streptophyta; Magnoliopsida; Poales; Poaceae
Product: actin-depolymerizing factor 10
Exons: 3
Coding region: 163-615 (150 amino acids)
Biological process (GO): actin filament depolymerization
Cellular component (GO): cytoplasm; actin cytoskeleton
Molecular function (GO): actin filament binding
Source: RefSeq, a predicted model, not a curated record